This is a messenger RNA of Lolium perenne, 1013 nucleotides long. RefSeq lists its product as uncharacterized. The record is from RefSeq and is a predicted model, not a curated record. NCBI's taxonomy places the organism in Eukaryota, Viridiplantae, Streptophyta, Magnoliopsida, Poales, Poaceae.
CCCCACCAGCGCCAUUGCCCGAGCGAGAUCCCCGAUCCCCUCUUUAAGUAGAGACAGCCAAGCUAUUCGCUCGCCUUAUUGUAGGGUUUCUUCGCAAUUGGGAAAAUGUCAGCUUGGCUCGUGGGCUAGAUGAGGCGCAAGCAGACCUGAAGUUGAUGCUUCUUCUUCGUCGCUACUGCAGGGAAGUGGUAGUACGAAAGCAUAGCUGAAGAACCAAUAUUGGGAAGAACGGCGCGAGCGAUCGAGCGGCUAGGUGGCCAUCCGGCCAUGAGCGGCUUCGUGGGGCAGCGGUCCUGGAUGGGGGCCGCCGCCACCCCGUCGGAGCCGGUGGCCGGCGACGCGCGGGACGACGGCGCCGCCUCCUCCUCGUCCAUGAACGCCAGCGCCAUCUCCUUCGGCUUCGCCGCCACCGCCAUCCUCAUCGCCAUGUUCCUCCUCAUGGCCAUCUUCGAGCACCUCAUCAAGCCCGGAUGGGCCGCCGCCCGGGCGUCCCGCGACGCUGGCGACGACGGAGACGCCCAGGAGCCGUCCCGCUCCGACCGGCACCGUCACCGGCCGCGCGACCACGGCUCGCCGGACAAGCUCGCACCUCCGCCCAAGAUGGAGGUCGUGGUGGCCGCGCCGGACCUGACGGUGGUGAUGCCGGGGCAGCGGUACCCGACGUUCCUGGCGCAGCCGGCGCCGCUCCUCUUCCCGUGCCCGAGAGAACCUUUGCGCUGGCCUCCGCACCAUGACCGCCGCCAUUCCUUCCUGCCGCCGUGACUCUCUCUUUCGCGCGGAUAAGUGGAGUAGUUUGUAUAGAUCGAGGGUACGAGGCGGGAAAUGCGGAGGUGAUGCUGGUAUGUGCGCCGAGGAAAAUGUUGGAUCGAUUGUGCCGAUUGCCUGAUGUUCAUAGGUCGUAGUCCUAGGGUAGGCAAUGCAUGUCUAGGAUACUUCUUCAUCCUCUGAUCUUCGUCCACCGCUGUUCUUCUUGUGUGAUGAAGGAUUUUUCAUGGCGUAGAAUGCGUCGUUCA